GCUUUAGCUGCAGGAAUAGAAACAUUAAGAAGUGGAGCGGUCUUAGGUGCACGGGUCAUGUGGCGUCUUUGUGAAAGAUAUGCCCUGUAUGACUAACGUUCUUCAACUUGACAGACUAUUCUAAAAGAGGAAAAAAAUAUCCCCUUUCUGGACAUAUUCAUUCAGCGUGUAUGGGAGAUUGGAAGCUGAGGCCUAGGGAAGAAUGAGUCGUCGCGGGAGCAGGAGGAGGAACAGUCGGAGGAGGAAGAGCCCCACCAGCAGUAAACAGAGUGCCUCUCAAUGCGUUUUUCAAAAACAAAACAAAAGUAACAGUGUGGUUUGCCAGGAUGAUAUCACUGAGAAAGGAGAAAUUGAAUCAUUACGUAAAGAAAAUAUUUUGUCAGACUCUGAUGAAGAGGGAAAAUACAGUGAGAUUCCAAGCAAAGAGAAAAAAGUCAGGCGAGACAGUCAAGGGGAGUCCUCUCGAAACAAAAGGCCACCUAGCAUUGCAAAGCAAGAGAACAUAGACAGGGGGGUGAAAUUCACAACUUUGGUAACCAUUGACGAUUUGCAACCAUCAUCUUCAAAAAUCAUCUUUCAGCACUCUCGUAUUGGCUCGAACAUGAAGUUUGAAAUUCAAGAAAUUCUACAGUCCGAUAACUCAGGGAUCAAGACAGUAUAUGUGUUCGAAAGUCAACAGGGGGCUACUGGAGAGCCUUGUGUCCAGAGUCAACGUGAGAAGAGACUCAGUCCAAAUAAUGAUUUAAUUCAGCAGUCAUGGACUCUAAACCCAAAUGUAAACAUCACAGUGCACAGUCAAAACAGGAAGCACAACUACGAAUUUAGCAUUCCAGAAAGCAGCAAGGAUGCAAGGGUCACAGCAAGACAUAGCAUUGCCUCAAGGUGUUGUGGGGAAUUGGCCUGCCGCAAAAGCUGCUGUGAUGAUCAAUUUGCUUUUCACCGUUCGCCCAGCAACAAUGACACCGACUUCACAAUGGCAGGUGGGUCCUCCAGCCCAUCCCCUUUGCCUGACUUCUGGAAAAGCACAGAUGCACUGUGUGACAUUCCCCCACCAUGUGAGUUUUCCGACCGUAAAUAUGAACCCCUGGCAGACCUUACCGAAGACAUAGCUUCCUGUCAGAUUGGAGCUUGUUGUACUAUGGACAAACAGCAAUGGGUAUUCAGUCCACCACCCUCCAUGAGGCACCAUAAAGACUCUGGUUGCCCCUACUCACUUGAUGGUGAAGACAGUGCCCAUUUGGCAUCUUUCUUCGACAGCGUAUCGGAAUCAGACAACUAUGAACCCAUGUUCAUGAGACCACCAUUGUCAGUAAGCAGGUCCAGUUACACCAAAGACUUCAUCCAAAACCACGAGAUGAAGACCCAGAUGCGUAACAAUAGCAUAGCUACCGUAGAAUGCAAAACCUGCUUGUCGUCCAGUUAUCUACAAAAGCCGACGAAGAGGCGGCGGACUUUCCCAGGAGUGAAAGAAGAACCAAGUCAAAUGCAGGAGGGCCUACCUUCGUGGGAGGGAAGGGAGUCCUUUUCGUCUGGCACCAUCUCCUCUUACAUGAUGGAGUCCCUUCCGCUCCAAGCAGAGAGACUAAGGAGACUGACAGCAGACCACCAGGAAGAUGAGAGGCUUUGUCCCUUUAGUGCAUUGAGUUGUAAAUCCUCCCAAAGCAGCUGCAGUUACAGACCCAGCUCCAGCAAUGUAAACAGCCACCUCGAGCCACAGCAACAACUGAUCAAUCCGUCAUACGCAUCUACGUCCGUGGAGGCUGUACAGGAGGUCUUCCAGUUACCAGAGCCAAGGCACCUACCAUGUGAAGAACCCAGAGGACCCGACCUGGACUUCGGAGGGAAUGCAUUGGCGGACAUGGCUUUUGGAGUGGAGCAGAUCGAAGUGGCAGAGAGCGGCUUUGAUGAAGACAUGGGGGAAGUGGAGGACCACAGCCUAGAUCCCACGAUGGAGGAGCUCACUCAGAGGGACCUGCUUGUUCAGGUCCUCCCUCCCUCCCCUUCCAAACUGUCAUCCGAAGAGAAUUCAGUUACCGAUCUUCAAUCCAUGCGGCGAAGAGGAUCAGUCAUGGCCAUAACAACAGGGGGCACUGAGCAAAGGUUCUUGCAGAGUGUCUCCAAACUAGCAGAGAGCGCAGCUCUGAAUAGUCCCCACUGGGACGCCUUCAACGUAAUCCCAGAGGCACGGUCUGUGUUCCCCAUACUGAACAUGGAGAUGGACUCAAGAAUCACAAGUAAAGCUACAGAGGAAGUUAGACUAACCCCGAAAAGGUCUCUUACUGUAAGAGCUAGCAUCUCCAGCCCUACUCUUUCACAGAUUGAGGAGGGGAAAGAACCUCCUUCAAAAUACAAGAUUGUAGAGGAUUCAGGCAUGGAAAUUGCAGAGGCACCCAGUCCAGAUCAUGAAUCUCAAGACCAAGAGACAGAAAGCAAGUGGAAGCCCAAGCUAUAUCAGUCAGAUUCUACAGCGGAAAAACAAAGUGUGUCCAAAUCCUCCUUAGAGGUCAAGGACAACGGCCCCGAGCACUGGGCUAAGAGACGGAAUCUCUUCAAGGACAGCAAGCAAUGGAGCUCUGUAGGAGGAAGCUCCAUAACCAGCAGCAUCAAUGAGGAGUCAGGAAUUUCAGAAGACAGUCGUUCUGUUGACAUGGCUGCAAGGGACCUUGGAGAUAAGGGUUUCUACACAGAAACCUUCCACUGUGCGUCUUGGAUUUACAGUGGAGACGAAGUCAGUCCGACUGCUGGGCCAGUUCCUCCUGGUCUCCAACCUCGAACUGUCACAAUUCGUGAGAGGACGGUCAAGAUUUGGAAAGGAAUGGGAGAGUACCCCUGGGGGUUCAGAAUACAGUUUUCCAAACCUAUUGUGGUCACAGAGGUCGACACAAAUGGAGCAGCCGAGGAGGCGGGGCUAUUGGUGGGAGAUUUCGUCAUGGCCGUCAAUGGGAUCGAUGUCACCAGUAUCCCCCACUCUGAGGCAGCUGACCUGGCAAGACAAGGCCCAGACCUCCUGACUAUGACCAUUGGCUCAGACAUCGGUCGAGGCCCCAACACCCCCAGACCUACCUGCCGGGGCUACCUCCAUAAACGCACCCAGUCUGGCCUGAUUAAGGGUUGGAGAAGGAGGUGGUUCGUGCUCAGACAUGACUGCUGCCUGUACUACUACAGACAUAAAAAGGAUGAGGGGAGGAAGCGAGCUCUGUCAUCUUUUAAGCUAGAGGGAGCAGAUGUUGCAGGGGACCCCUCGCUGGGGAAACCCUUUGUGUUCAAGUGCUGCCCCCUGUCUGCCAACCGAGUGUACUACUUCUCUGCUACAUCCAACCUGGAGAUGAAAAGGUGGUUAGAUGCUAUGGACAGAGCUGUUCAUCCUGUAACACAGAAUCACGUGUGGGUGGAUGUGACUCGCCACAACGCCAGCCUCCCGCCACUGGCCGUGAAGAACCCAGAGUGUCUGGGCCUGCUUCACCAGAUCGACAGGAAUAACAAGGACACAUGGGUGCAGCACUACUGUACACUGAAGGACGGCUGUCUCUACUUCUACGCAGGCAUCCGCUCAACUCACGCUCUGGGGGGGAUCUACUUACAUGGGUACACUGUGAGGGAACAGUCCUUGGGAUCCAAGAAAUCCACCAUUGAACUGAAACCCCCUUCGGAAGAGUACAAAACCUUCUAUCUCUGUGCUGAAAACCCCAUGGAAAAUAAACGAAGUUCAUGUUCACAGAUGGAUCUUGUCUAUAAAAGCAUCCGCCAAAAAAUGGCUACCGUACCAUCAGGCCGUUCAGGACUACAUGAAUCGACCACCAGAGGAGACCAGAAUGUGAGCUCGAUGGAUACUCCUCGCAUCGCAACCAACCUUUACUGUCCUAGCUUCUGGUUUGGUUUAACCAAAAGCAUGUUAAAGGAUCACUUUACUCAAAAACUUGUUAUGAUGCAAAACAUAUCAUCAUCAUCAUCACAGUUUUUUACUCUGUACUGAAAACUUGACUACUGACAUGCACAAUGGGAUUUUGGGGGGGGAUUGUAUUAACAGUGAACUUAUGAUCAAAAUACUAAAGUAUAUAGUUUUUGAGUGACCUAUCCCUUUAAUAUUGGUUAUGUUUGACUUUCCUUGAAGGAUUCCAUGUAAAGCUGAAAAUUGAAUGGGAAUUUGAGUAUUUCAAUGCAGUUUAACUUCAGGUCGCUUUACUCUACCCUGAGUGUCAGUCAGUUUACGUUAUCAUGCAAGAGUCCAAACACACAGAUCUGGGACCAGUCUUACCCUUGUUGGACGACCAGCUGUUCAAGGCAUUUACAGUAUGUUCACUUCAGAAUCAUUAUUACCGGCACUUUGGGAAAACUACUCUUUAACUAACAGUGUACUUUGAAGAUGUCCAUAGUCUUUAUUUUUUAAUUUUGGAGGGAAAAUAUUUUUUUCUUUUAAAUAGACCUUGGGAGUAUUGUAGAGUAUGUUGGAAAAGAAGAUAGAAUGUUUUUCACAGAUCCAUUCACAUUUUGAAGUAAUUGCUGCUGCUAUUCGUAUGCUUUUUCAACAAUUUCUCCAGAUUCUCACUGAACAGUCUGCAAGUAUUUGGUAAUUGAAUGAGUUUCUGGCAUUAUGCAUUUUAUAUGCAUUUGUAAACAUAUGAUAUGGAUGGAGUUGUCUGGAGGAUUUUGAAUUGUUGCUAUGGGCUUGCUGUAUGUUUUGAUACCGUUAGCUUCCUUAGCGAUCCUGCACUACACCAUUUCAGAGAUGAGGAUGUUGGCUGAAUAAUAAAUACAUAAUAAAUUACAUGACAGUUUGACUAUAAUAA
Messenger RNA from Salmo salar (Atlantic salmon), 4787 nucleotides. The record is from RefSeq and is a predicted model, not a curated record. NCBI's taxonomy places the organism in Eukaryota, Metazoa, Chordata, Actinopteri, Salmoniformes, Salmonidae.